AUUUAAAAAAUAUAUUAAUAUAUAUAAAUUUUUGUUUAAAUUAUAUUAAAAAUAUAUAAUUAUAUCAAUUCAUUCCGUACUUUUCAUCAUUUAUCACUUAUAUUUUUAUGUUAGAAACUGGACUUUAAGUAUCAUCUCUUACAUUUCGAUGAGAUACUAACUACAAAAAAUUGACGUGCUUGACGUGCAAUUUUUUCUUCAAAAUGAAGAAUUGAAAAUGUGAUUUAUUAUAUCGUUAUAAGUUCCUGUUCAAUAAAUUAACCAACAAUGAAUAAGAUGUCAAGAUAUCCUUCAGAUUGCAAAGUAUAUGUAGGAGACUUAGGAAGUGGUGCGACAAAGCAAGAAUUAGAAGAUGCUUUUUCUUACUAUGGAUCUUUAAGAAAUGUAUGGGUAGCUAGAAAUCCACCUGGAUUUGCUUUUGUGGAAUUUGAAGAUGCUAGAGAUGCAGAAGAUGCAAUAAGAGGACUUGAUGGAAGAACUAUAUGUGGAAGACGAGCUCGUGUGGAACCAUCUAAUGGGAGAAGAUUAAGAGAUAGGAGUUAUUUCAGAAGAGGUAUAGGAAGAUUGUUUCAUCCUGAAGAUAGGUGUUACGAAUGUGGUGAAAGAGGCCACUAUGCUAGAAAUUGUCAACGACAUAGAAAUACACGUAAGAAAAGAUCCCACUCCAGGUCUUAUUCACGAUCAAAAUCUCAAUCAAGAUCACGGUCUCGGUCACGUUCGAAGUCAAGAUCAAGAAGCAAGCAUUCACGAUCAUCAUCUCGUAGCCGUUCUCACAGUAGAAAUGACUAUAAUAAAGAUAAAAUUCGUAAUAAACGGCGAUCUGAUUCUAGAGAUCGUAGUCCGCGCAGGACCAAAUCGAAAUCUGUUUCUAGAUCUCGCAGCAAAUAAAACGAUGUAUAUUCUUUAGCUGAUAAGUGUAUGAAAAUCAUUUCUUAUGUUAAUAGUUAUAUGUUCUAUCAAUUAAGCUUUUUCAUGAUUAAUUUUUUCUAAUCCUUUGAAACAAGAUGUUAAAAAAAAA
Molecule: messenger RNA, 1018 nt
Organism: Apis mellifera (honey bee)
Lineage: Eukaryota; Metazoa; Arthropoda; Insecta; Hymenoptera; Apidae
Product: serine/arginine-rich splicing factor 7
Exons: 3
Coding region: 268-888 (206 amino acids)
Biological process (GO): mRNA splicing, via spliceosome
Cellular component (GO): nuclear speck
Molecular function (GO): zinc ion binding; RNA binding
Source: RefSeq, a predicted model, not a curated record